AUGGAAUCUGUGAUUGAAGCAAACAAUAAAUUCACCGUAGACCUCCACAAAGCCCUCAAAAAUGACCAGAACUUCACAAGCAAAAAUCUGUUUUACUCACCGAGUAGUUUGAGUAUUGCUCUAGCUAUGACUUAUAUGGGAGCGAAGGGGGAUACAGCUGUACAGAUGGCACUAGCUCUGCACUGGAAAGCGAUACCUCAAGAACAACUAAACAGUGAAGAAAAACAGUAUCUUCAUGCUCUUCAAGAAACAAACGAGCAAGGGAACGAAUUGUUGGUGGCAAAUCGACUGUUUGCGCAGAAGGGCUUUAGCUUGGUGCAAGAGUUCGUUGAGGGCACGCAGAACAGUGAAGAAAAACAGUAUCUUCAUGCUCUUCAAGAAACAAACGAGCAAGGGAACGAAUUGUUGGUGGCAAAUCGACUGUUUGCGCAGAAGGGCUUUAGCUUGGUGCAAGAGUUCGUUGAGGGCACGCAGAAGUAUUACGAAGCUGAAAUAGCUAUGGUAGACUACCAGAAGGAUGCUGAAGGCGCAAGGAAAGAGGUGAACGGCUGGGUUGAAGAGAAGACGAAGCAAAAGAUUAAGAAUUUAAUUCCCGAGGGAGUGUUUAACUCGCGUACGAGACUGACUUUGGUGAAUGCAAUUUACUUCCAGGGUUUUUGGCAAAGUCAGUUUAAAAAAGAGGCAACUUUUCCUCAGCAAUUCUUUGUCUCCAAAGAUGAAAAAGUGGAAGUGCAAAUGAUGCACUUAGCAGCAAACUUUAAGCAUAUUAAGGACAGUGGAGAGCUGGCCUGCCAAGUGCUCGAGCUACCCUACCAAGGAAAGGAUCUUUCCAUGUUAAUUUUUCUGCCCCGUGACACCUAUGGGCUGGCCAAUUAA
Molecule: messenger RNA, 876 nt
Organism: Porites evermanni
Lineage: Eukaryota; Metazoa; Cnidaria; Anthozoa; Scleractinia; Poritidae
Source: the annotation of a GenBank genome assembly